Vidua macroura (Pin-tailed whydah) is the source of this 5433-nucleotide messenger RNA. It is a transcript of the gene ZNF512, whose product is annotated as zinc finger protein 512. Gene Ontology annotation, molecular function: zinc ion binding. The transcript has 14 exons. The record is from RefSeq and is a predicted model, not a curated record. Lineage: Eukaryota; Metazoa; Chordata; Aves; Passeriformes; Viduidae. The coding region runs from base 81 to 1817 and encodes 578 amino acids.
GCGCCGGAGGGGCCGGCCGCGAGCGGCGGCCGGGAGCGCGCGGGCGGGCGCGGCGCUGACGUGGCGGCGGCACCGGCACCAUGCGGGGCGGUAGUGGUGGUGGUGGCGGCGGCGGCGGCUCGGACACCAGGACUGGACAUCACAGACAGCAGAAGCACAAGAAGUCCUUGGGAGAUAAAAAGUCUAAGCAACUAGAGGAGGUGGAAGCUGCUGUUGUAGGAGUGAACAGUGAUUCUGAGGACACAGUCACCAACAUUUCCUCUGCCUCCCCGAAGAGCCCAGUGAAUGGGAGCGCAGAGCCCAGGAGCAAGCGGACCAUCCGCAGGCCUGCUUACUGGUUGGAAAUGAGAGGAAUGAAAAACAGUGUGAACAAAUCUUCAGAAAAAAAAGGAGAAGUACUGUUGAAAGGCAAGAGGAAAUCUGAGCAAAGGGAAGGCAAAGAUGUUAAAGACUCUCCCAAGAAGAAGCAGAAGAUUUCGGGGAAAAAACAGCAAACUGGAACAAAACAAAAUUCCAGAAUGAAACGCCACUGUGAGCCAGAAACCUAUGACUCAGGUAGUAUGGAAGAGCAGUGGUCUUUAGAGAUUCAGGACAAAGGCCGAGUUACCUGUCCCACAUGCCGGGCUGUGGUGAGGAAAACUGUAGAAGGACUGAAGAAACAUAUGGCAAAUUGCAGGAAGGAAAUGUUCACGUGUCAUCACUGCGGGAAGCAGCUGAAGUCUUUAGCAGGGAUGAAAUACCAUGUCAUGGCAGACCAUAACAAUCAGCCAGUUGUGAAGGAGGGAGAAGAAUUGGAUGAGCAGCUUGAGCGAGACCGCCUUCGGAAGGUUUUGAAACGAAUGGGAAAACUAAAGUGUACAAGGGAGGGCUGCACAGGCAGCUUCACCAGCAUAAUGGGAUACUUAUAUCACAUUAAAAAAUGUGGGAAGGCUGCUUCUGAGCUGGAGAAAAUGGCUAUGAAGUGCCAUCACUGUGGGAAGGCAUACAGAUCAAAGGCAGGACUUGUCUACCACCUCCGAUCGAAGCACGGGCCGGUCACUUUCCUCAGUGAGGAGAGAAGAACAGAGAACCUGAAAGAAAUGAAACGGGAGCAGAACAACACAGGCAGAGUUCAGAGGAGAUCUGCAAAGGUGGCAAUCUACUAUCUCCAUGAGCUGGCAGGAGAAGAGCUGGCCAAAGAGUGGCCCAAAAGAAAAGUUCUGCAGGACUUGAUUCCAGAUGACCGGAAGCUGAAAUACACUCGUCCUGGACUGCCUACAUUUAGUCAAGAUGUGCUGUGCAAAUGGAAAACGGAAAUAAAGAUGUACCGAAGAGUCCACUGCCCAAAUCAGGGUUGUGAAUCUGUGUAUGGCAGUGUCUCAGGACUCAAGUCUCACCUUGGCACAUGUACCUUGGGAGACUUUGUGGCUGGUAAAUACAAGUGUCUCCUGUGUGAGAAGGAGUUCAUUUCAGAGAGUGGGGUCAAGUAUCACAUCAACUCUGUGCACGCUGAGGACUGGUUUGAUGUGAAUACAACGACCACCAAAAGCUUUGAGAAGCUAAUGAAAAUUCGCCAAAGGGAAGAGCAGAAGAAGCAACGGAAGAAACGUCCUUUGACCAGGGGCAAAAAGAAGAGAGCUGGCACCCUGGCUGCCAAGAAGCUCCCCGCUGUUGGAGCUGAAAAAACGAGGAGGAGUAAGAGAGGUUGUCCACAACGAGUGGACAACGAGAGCGCGAGCAGUGAGGAAGGGGCACCCCAAGUUGCACAGAGAGCUGAAGUUCCAAAAGCCAGCCACAAGCGAGGCCGAAGUAAAUCCCUAGAAGAUGAGAAGGAGUAAUCCUAAAGCUUUUCAGUUACAAGCCCCACUUCUGUCAGGCUCAUAACCCACAGCACUAAUAUAAGCAACUGAAUGUCUUUGGGACUGUGACUCAGUUCUGCGGGUGACUUUGAUAGUGAAACUUCUGCAUCUGGUCAGUUGUGAGGAAUUCAAACCAAAGCCGUGGUGCAGAGGUUGCUUCUGCCAGUGGAGUUCCUUUGGACAGUGGCACUGACAGUGUACCCAGUGUGAUUCCUGCUCUGGUUGCAGUCUCAGUUUGGUCAUACUAGUUGCUUGUUUAGUGGUUUCCAGUACAGCAAGUGUCUGUUUUGUCAUCUUCCCUGAUGUGUGAGAUCAGGGUUCUUUUUUACAAUUCUUCUCAAAAGGGACUGACUAGCACAAGGUUUAGGUCUCUUCAAGGGGGAAACGCUUUCUUGCACAGAAUGCACCCAAACUAAACACGAGAACAGUGCUGCGCAGAAGGCAAAGACUGGCUUGCCCUGUCACUCUCCUGUCAUCAGCAAGGCUGCCACAAAGGAGACCUUCUCCGUAUUGGCUGUAUCCUGUUGCAUAAGGCUCUAUUUCAUACCCCGGUGUUUAGGCUCAGCAUCAGACAGCACCAGACUUGGAAGGGAUGGAAGUUCAUUAUUACCCUUGUCAGGAACCCACUGUUCCCCUGGCAUCUGUCUCCUGUAAUACUGGACAUUAAACAUGUGUAGAAAGUCUUCCAGUGCUGCAACAAUUGAAUGCUCUUGAGCCCUUUGGAGAUUCACCAGCCUUUUAGAGACCCUGGUAACUAAUGUACUGAGAUGGCCUUGUGUGCCCUCUGAAGCCCACCUGUUCCAUGCUCACAUGGGAGACAUACUGCAAGACAGUGCAUCCCUACAUGAGCAGCCUGCUAGUGCUGGGACCAGGUUCCACAAAGCUGCCUUGCCAGCAUGUGGUUCUUUUGUCAUGCCAGUGCUCCCACAGUGUCUUUUCCCCCUGCUCUGCAGAUACCCCCUUCAUUGUCUUACAUAACCUGUUUCUUUUCAUUAUCUCUGCAAAUGAGGUGUAUUAGCAGUGGCUUCCCUGUGUAGAAAAGGUUAAAAGAAGAGGGGUCACUAUUUUAAGUCAUGUGUUGGCAUUGUCUCUGGAUCAUAAGGAAUAAUAUCUUCCUGUCUCUAUAAAUCAUAGAAUGUUAAGGGAUUGGAAUGGACCUUAAAGAUCAUUUAGUCUCACCCCCUGCUGCCACGAGCAGGGACAAAUCCCACUAGACCGGAUUGCUCAAGGCCUUAUCCAGCCUGGCUUUGAACACUGCCAGAGUUGGGGCAUCCACAGCCUCCCUGGGCAACCUGUUCAGUGUCUGAAUGCAGCAGAUGCCAUAGAAGCUAGCAGGAAGCAGCAGCACGGCAUCCAGAAAAAUACAGUUCUAUUUUUCAAAGAAUGAGUUCUCCAGAAUUUGUUAAUCCAAAGACCCACCAUACCAGAAAAUUGCAAAAUUUGCAGUCUGACAAAGUUGUGGUGCUGAAAUUCCCAGGGAAGCUGUUGCAGUGGGUGGGGAACAGGCAGGUUUGUACAUGUGUGUUAGUACUAGCACAAUCACAUUGUUCCUGACAGUGGGGAAUACUGUAGGGCCAAGGUGGUCUCCAGAACUGCCUUUGGAACCAGGUGCUGCUGCAUUUGCAGGUGCUGAAAGCAAAUGUGUGGACUGUGCAGGGCGUGUAGAGUCUGCAGUGAGAUGGGCAAGAUCAGAAGACAACAAAAUAAAAUGUCACCAGUGUGAGAAUGUGGUUCCUUGUCUGUUUGCUAUGGUGUUCUUGGUGCCAUCCCUCCUCCCCCAGCACACCCUAGCCUGCGCAGGGCUGUCCUGCUGCAGGGCUGUCCUGCAGGGUUGCCCUGCAUGCUCUGGUGCUGUUCAGCUGUCUUUGUGGUUUCUCUUCAGAACUCCACAGUGCUGUACUUGGAGGAAAUGUUCACUGCUUUCCUACUCAGUACAAUAAACCCAGGAAUUAAAGAAGGUUUUUCAUAAUGGUUUUCAGUCUAGAGUCCUGUUUCCUGUCAUUUAUGAGUUACUAACUAGACCUGCUUUCUAGACAUGAGUACUUUGUGACCACUUGGGUUUUGUAGUCACUUCAGUAACAUACUCCUCCACAUAACAUGGCACAUGGAAAAAAGCAUUCUCCAGUCAUCCAUCCCUGUCCAUCAGCACAACAGCAGAUUGUUUGCGGGAUCGGCUCAAGCUGGUAUGAGGUGGUGGCACUGCUGCUAGUGCACUGCUUGUGAGGAGAGAGAUCUGUCCUGGAGCACCUGCAUCCUGCUGCAGUGGGGCCAAGGCAGCCGUGCUGCUCUGCUCUGGGGGCAGGGGAUUCGGCAGAGAGGCAGAAUCGCCUCCCUCGCCUGCUCGGCGCACUGCUGGAGAGGCAGCCCCCCACUGGACACUGGUGGUUUCUGGGCUGCCAAUGCACGUGGCCAGGUUGUGUUAUCCUAAUUUUGUUAUCCCAGGACCUUGUCCCCCAGACUGCUCUCCAUCCAUGGAUUCCCCAGGUUUUUCUGGAUGACAUCCCUCUCCUCCAGCAAAUCAAUUGCACCAAGCAGCUCAGAUGGGCAACAGGCCCUGGAGGAACGAUGCCCACUGCCCCAGCAAACUGGUCCUUGCUGUUACCAAUUCUACUCGAGCAAGUACAUGUUUAGGAAGAGAUCCAGUUUGGAAGGAAUCAGAAGUGUUAAAAGAGACCGGCUAGUCACUCAAUAUUUGUUGCAAUGGUUCAUUGUACUAAAACUGUUGUGUCUUCUCAUUGGAACUUGUUUUAUUUCAGCCUCUGUAUCCCGUACUGCUGAGUCCUGGUAACUGAAAUAGCUUUAGGGUGUCAGAAAUUUCUUCCUGCAUAUUUGUAGUCAUAAUUAACUCCAUACAUAAUUUGCUGUGUGAGCUAAAGAGGCUUGCUAGUCUCAGUCAAAACAGGUUUAUCUUUUUUUUUUUUCUGUUGUGCAUUGUUCUUUGCUGACAUGUUAUAUAUUGAUUGGUGUAUUUUUCACUUUUUAAGUCCAGAGGGAUGAACCAGGAACCAGCUGCAGUAUUCUGUAACAGUCUGGUUUAUGUAAGAUAAAAUUAUGACCUCUGCUCUCACCUACUUCUUUUUGUCCUCGACUCCCUCGCUACACUGUUAAUAUUCACUUUUACCCUCUUAAGCACAUUUUUCAGUUGUUCUGCAAAUGCCUCUGAGGACUAAUUUCUUUUGCUUCUAGAAACUCAACAGGGUUUAAGGCCAGACAGCACAUGAUGAACACAUUCUGAAACAUUGUGGUGUAUUUCACAGAACUACUCUAGCAGAGACCUUAAUAACUAUGUUUUGUACAGUAACUUUUCCAGAAAGCUUGGUUUUAAUAUGCAGAUUGUCUUUGCAAUUGUUAUAUAGUUUCAUUAACAUUCUUGAUAAAGAUGUCAAAUAGCUGCAGAGUAUGGGAUUCUCUAGGACAAAUCCUUAUUUACAAUUAUUUAAUAUCAAGCAUUUAAUGUAUUCCACUGAUGCUUGUAUAACAUGUGGGGCCAAGAAAAAGGCCUUAGAGAAAUUUAUGAUGUCAACAGCUACUUUUACCAAAACAGACUUGUAAUUAAUUAAAGAAUAAUAUUUACAGAAAACUCUUCUCUGUGAAA